UACGCCUAAGACAUAUGUUCUAGAAACAAAAUGAAAACUCGGGAUCCCAAAGAGCAGCAGCCGCUUAAAAUAAAAUCAGAUAAAGUUGUGACUAAACGGGACAAAAAAGGAGUUAAACAAGACAGUCGAAGUGGAAAGCGUUCACCGGUAUUGCCACCUCGGAAUCGGACGAAGCGAUCCGGCGUGGAUGCUGUAAAACUUCACUUGGAGACUACGGGUGGCACAGGCAGGACAUCCAGAUCAGCAACGGCGGUUCGCAAAACAAGCGUCCGAAUGACUGCGAUAAAGGAAUACCCUUUCGACCUGAGUGAUUUAAAAAAUCAAAACAACGACACACGUACAUCGAAACCAACCGACCAACUAUCAUCAAAUCAAGUAUUUACAAUAACCCCAAGUACUCCCUCUAACGACGGUAAAAGAAAAGUUUCUAUCAUGGCCGACGAAGGAAGCAAAGAUCGAGAAAAUCUGCCUUCAGAACGGAAUGGCCGAAUAUCAGCUCAAGCAGAAGGGCCAUCGCGCCGCAAAAGUAAUCUUCACAAUGCCAUGGCGGCAGAAAUUGAUACAUCAUGGGAUCGACCAGCCCACAUCGAAGGAAGAUAUAAGAAAUACUCAACAACAUCUUCUAUUUAUUCGAAGAAAGCUUUAUCACAUCAAAGUGAACAUAUCGAAAGAUCCUGGUGGUACGCCUGCUGUCAAAAGUGUCACACAGAAGAAACCGGAAUUCCUUCUUGGGAACCUCCUCACUGGCAAAAAAUAUGCCCUUAUCCUUUGUGUCCUUCUUACAGGAGGUUUGCUCAAAACUUAUCUAUAUUACUUAUUGGUAUAAUGGUGUGGGUAUUGGUAUGGAUAAUAUUAGGGGAUACAGCGGCGCCAGGUGGCCAACUAUUCAUGCUGGCCGUACUUACUAUUGCCGCGCACUUCGGAGGCUGGCUUAUGAUGAAAGUUACUACGCUGCCACCGCUGAUAGGCAUGCUUAUUGUAGGAAUAAUCAUGAAGAACAUCGGAUUUGUCAAUUUUGAUGCGGAUUAUCAGCACGUCGCAUCCUACAUACGAAAAAUUGCCUUAACCAUUAUUUUAACACGAGCGGGUCUCGACCUGGAUCCAACUGCAAUGAAAAAAUUCUUCUUAACUGUUAUUAAACUUGCAUUAGUACCUUGGGCAAUUGAAUGCGGUCUUUGUGCCGUUAUGUGCAACCUUUUACUUGGAUUGCCUUGGGACUGGGCUUUCCUCCUGGGAUCGAUUUUCGCUGCAGUAUCGCCGGCGGUAAUUGUUCCCUGCUUAUUCCGUCUUCGGGAAAAAGGCUACGGUGUAUCUAAGGGAAUACCAACAUUAGUACUUGCAGUAUCGGGUAUCGAUGACGCUGCCAGUGUUGCUAUUUUCGGCAUUGUAUCGUCUAUCAUGUUCUCCAGUGCUUCUCUUACUACGAAUAUUAUUCAGGGUCCACUUAGUGUUAUAGGAGGUGUUGCUUUUGGCGUGUUUUGUGGAUAUCUCGUUAAAUACAUUCCGGAAAGAAAUGAUGCUUUCUUAGUACCAAUAAGAGUACUAUUACUGCUUACUGGAGGUCUUAUGUCUGUGCUCGGCUCCGAAGAAAUUGGCUGGGGUGGCGGUGGACCACUAGCCGUAAUAGCUUUUGCCUUCGUGGCCUGCAAGGAGUGGGUAGAGCAAGGAUGGGAACUUGAUGAUAAUCCCGUUGCCACUGCAUUCGAAAUAUUCUGGAUGUUUUUCGAACCUAUGUUGUUCGCCAUUACUGGCGCUCAAGUUGUUAUUGCAGACCUACCUCCUCAUUUAGUGUUAGUAGGUGGUGGGAUCAUCGUCACCUGUAUUGUCGUUCGUGCUCUUCUCACCAGUGUCUCUGCGGUCCGUAGUAAUCUUAACAUGAAGGAAAAGAUUUUCGUAGGGCUUGCUUGGAUGGCUAAAGCCACUGUUCAGGCUGCUCUAGCACCGGUUGCAUUGGAUGAGGUCCGCAAAAUGACACUGGAUGAUGAAACAAUGACUGAAUUUACGAACUACGCUGAAAUCAUCAUCACAGUGUGUAUUAUGUCUAUCGUCAUCACAGCCCCACUUGGAGCCAUUGUCAUCACAAUCACAGGACCGAGAUUGCUUUCGAAGACUUCUAAGCCACCUGUACUUGAAGGUUGGCGACGAUCGCAUAGACCGUCUAUCCGUGAUAUUUCUAUUAUCGACGAAGAAGAAAUUGCAGAACGAGACGCAGAAGCGGAGGCUGCAGUACAAAACUCACCUCCCGUCUCACCCGUGCCGACUGCAACACCCAAUGCAUACAGCACACCCAAUCCGGUCACAGUACAACCAAAUCAUCGUACAUGAGACUAAAAUCGUUUGUUAAUAGUUGAAUUCCCGUCCACAUACUUAAAUAAAUUUUAUAAUAGUAGACUCUUUAAUAUUUCAAACAAGCUCUUUUAUGGGUAAUACGUGUUGUAGCGGUGGAAUAUAAAUUAAACGAAUCAAAAGCCACAAAAAAGCUGCUAAUACAAUCUUAGAAUUCCUUCAUCGUAUAUAUUUUAUUGGUUGUUCAGAUAUUACUGAACGUAUCAAUUAUUUCUCGUGUAAUAUUAAUGUCUCAACAGCUUAUCCACAACAUAUCGUGUAUAAAAAAGAAACUUAAAAAGAAUACUAUUAUGACAUCUUGCCCUAAAAUUAAUAAUACGUAACGCGUUGAUAAUGGCUUUGUAGACACUUAAGGAAAAAUGUUUAUACCGACCAACAAGUUUAUCUUGUCUACAAAUAACAAACAAUGUAAGAGUUUGUCCGCCUUUUAAUGAAAUUUCGGAAAAUAACGAAACUAUUAUGAGCUAUGAAAUUGUUAUUGUUAAUUUAUUAGGCACUAGUAAUGAAAAGGGGAAAAAAUAGAAGUAUUAUCUUAAAAUUAUGUGAUAGUAUGAAUACUUCAAGCAGUUGCCUGUUAGCAUAGAGAAAACCUCGCUAAAAACUUUCUAUCCCUAUCAUAUUAAAACUUAGGUUAUUUAAAACAUUAUUUAAUUUAAACUAUUAAUGUGAAUAAAUGAAUUGUAUCUUAUUUAAUAGUAAAUAGAAUUCAAAGUGCAACUAAAUGAGAAAACACACAACAAAAAUCGUCCAUGUAAAUAGUCGAUGGUUUAUAAUAUUUGAUCAUUCUUAUUCAGUAAAAAUACUAUUAUAAAAUAAAAAAAGUUAAAUUUAAAGAAAAACCCAGUUAAGUCAAAAUAUGUUACCAAUCUUAGUUAAAUGCACUUUGAAACUAGCAGUAGAAUAAAUAUAGAUUUAAGUAUAAACAGUAUUGUGAUUAUCUACUUAACUAUUAUUUAAAAUAUUAGUUACUUUUAGUUGAAAAAAAAAUGUACAAAUAGAUUUUUAUUUUGUAUUAAAAUUUGCUACUCAAAAAUAAGAUUAUAUAACGAGUAUUUGAGGUUAUCAAUAUGUGUUAUAAAAAUUACCAGUGUUUAUAUAAGAGUUUUAUUUGAACAUGACAUUAGAACAAUAUGGAGCUUAAUUAUUUUACAAAACGUUACGUAUUUGACAUAAUGUUUGCACAAAAACCUAUUAAAUUAAUGUAUCGUAUUGCAAAACCCGCUUACUCGAAUGUGCUAAUGUAGUUUUGUUGCACAGUAAUAUGUAUAAUGUGAAAUAAUUACUAUAAAUUAUCAUAUAAACAUAUAGCUACAUAAAAAUUUCUUCUUAUUCGAGAUAAAACAAUGUGGUACUUAUACAAUGUGAAAUAUAUUAAACUUAUACGCGACUUUUUAGAAAUAAAGAACCAAUUUUGUACCACACAUUUCUAAUUGGGACCACUUAAACAUAGACUAUUGUAAUAAAUGUGUCAUAUUCUUAAUUGUUGGAAUGGUGCUAAAUAGCCCGAGAAUCGAGAUGUGUUGAAAUACUAUUAAAACAAUUACCUAUGCAUAA
This is a messenger RNA of Nymphalis io (European peacock), 3900 nucleotides long. Its product is annotated as sodium/hydrogen exchanger 9B2-like. Gene Ontology annotation, biological process: proton transmembrane transport. The coding region runs from base 31 to 2325 and encodes 764 amino acids. The record is from RefSeq and is a predicted model, not a curated record. Lineage: Eukaryota; Metazoa; Arthropoda; Insecta; Lepidoptera; Nymphalidae. Gene Ontology annotation, molecular function: antiporter activity. Gene Ontology annotation, cellular component: membrane. The transcript is spliced from 13 exons.